Xenopus laevis (African clawed frog) is the source of this 2186-nucleotide messenger RNA. It is a transcript of the gene zup1.S, whose product is annotated as zinc finger containing ubiquitin peptidase 1 S homeolog. The transcript has 10 exons. NCBI's taxonomy places the organism in Eukaryota, Metazoa, Chordata, Amphibia, Anura, Pipidae. The record is from RefSeq and is a predicted model, not a curated record. Gene Ontology annotation, cellular component: nucleus; cytoplasm. Gene Ontology annotation, molecular function: cysteine-type peptidase activity; ubiquitin-like protein peptidase activity; cysteine-type deubiquitinase activity. Bases 227 to 2038 code for a protein of 603 amino acids.
GGAAGUGACGAUAGCUAUGCGACGUGUUGCCCUAUUGACGUCAUGUGCUUGGAUGUAAUUGGGGAACACUGUUAGAGCCGGGGAAACGAAAGUAGAAACGCUGAUACCAGGGCGCUCUGUAAGGUGCUGCCGUAUACAUCUGAGACUGUUCAUUAAAACAAUUUGCAGAGGUGGGCACCUUUUAUGAAUUGUGAAGUGUCUUCCCUUCAGUAAGGUGACAUUCAGCAUGUUUAUUUGUGACAUCUGCACUCAGGAAGUGAACUCUGAAAAUGACAUGAAGACCCAUUUGCUGAUUGCUCACAUGGAGCAGGAAACAUCUUGCCCUUUUUGCCCCCUGGCUGGACUAUCUUAUGAUGAACUGAACGUCCAUGUUCACACAGCCCAUGAAGACUUAAUGGAGGCCUGGAGUGAGGAGGAGCAAAAUACAUUUGAGGGCAUCGCUGAUAACUCAGUUUCAGACAAAAGUAGUUCAGGUCAUAGAGCUUCACAAGAGUCCUACACUAGGAGCCACACAGCAUUGACUGCUGACAAGGAAAGCAGCCUUCAAAACAACCCAAAUAAUGGAUGCCCACAAUCCAACAGAAAUCAUUAUCCUUCCAAUUCUACAUCUGCACAGUCAACAAAUACUAUUGGAGAUCUUUCAAUCGGUGCUGCUUGUUCUGAGCCCUCUAUACGUAAUUUAAAUUCUGUGACACAAAUAUGUGAGGAUUCAAAUUUUGAUGUUCAUUCCCAAUCAGUUGCACCUUCCUACGACAUGGACUUUGUUCCAGAGUGCCCUUUCUGUUGUGAAGUUAAAGCCUCAAUGGAAGAACUGGAAUGUCAUGUCAGGACUGAACAUUCUGAUCUUCUGGGAACACCUAGUAAAGAUGGCAGACAGUAUGAGUGUCCAAUGUGCUCUCUUGUGUGUGCAAAUACUCGUAUAUUAGAAGAGCACGUAAACCUACAUUUGGAAGAAAGCAGUUGUGAUGAAGGAGCUUCAACUAAAGCCUCCACUGAUCAUAAUUUGGCAAGGCAGCUUCAGGAAGAGGAAGACCAUCAAAGAAGAGCUGAAGAGUCACGGCAAGAGAAGGAAGAGUUCCAGAAAUUACAGAAACUAUUUGGAUUAGACAACUCUGGAGGUUACAGGCAGCAAUCCCUACAGAAUAUGGAAAGAGCAGUGGGAAGGGGAAGGAUGCAACCCAUGGAGUUUCACUUGCACAGAGCACAGAUGAUGGAAUCUUUGGCUACUGGUGUGGAUGAUGGAAGAACAAAGACUUCAGGUGUUAUAGAAGUUCUGACUAAAUAUUAUCAUAGUGCAGCCCAUGAAGUUAGUCGAGUUUGGCUUUGCUCUCAGUUAGACCACUUCAGCAACUCUUCAGGAGAUAAAGGUUGGGGCUGUGGCUUCCGAAAUUUCCAGAUGGUUCUUUCUUCCCUUUUGCUAAAUGAAACUUACAAUAACUGCUUGCAAGCUUAUAGAUCAAUACCCUGUAUUCCAAAAAUACAGUGUAUGAUUGAAGAUGCAUGGAAGGAAGGUUUUGAUCCCCAAGGUGCUUCUCAUUUUAAUGGCAAAUUACAAGGUACCAAGGCUUGGAUUGGAGCAUGUGAAAUCUACGGUUUGCUGACAUCCCUCGAUAUAAAGUGUCGAAUUAUUGAUUUCCAUCAGCCAAGCAGUCCGUCAGGAACACAUCCUCUGUUAUUUAACUGGGUGCUGAAUUAUUAUGCUUCGGAGGGGACUGGAGUUGGCAAAGUGGUCUGUACUUCCAAGAUGCCAAUUUACUUACAACAUCAAGGUCACAGCCGAACAAUUGUGGGAAUAGAGGAACGAAAGAAUAAAACCUUGUGUCUUUUAAUCUUUGAUCCUGGAUGCUCAUCUGAAAAUAUGCAAAAGCUAUUAAAACAGAAUGUAGAUGGUGCUUCUCUUAAAGGGCUGCGAAAAUUUGUGGGGAGUCUGAAGCACAAGCAGUACCAGAUUGUAGCAGUAGAUGGACAACUCUCUCCAGGAGAAAAAGCAGUCCGUCUACAAGAAUCAAAAGUCUUCAGAGCAGAAAGGAUUCCAUAGAGAAAAUUGCAUCUCUACUAUUUCACUGUGCAAAAUUAAAAUGUAUUUAAUAUCUGACAUCUGUAUCUAUAUUUAUUAAUGAGAAACAUUGUUUUUAAAAGCAAAUGUAACUGUUCUGUUUUUGAAAAUAAUAUUAAACAUUUAUACC